AUUCACUCAGGCGUCUGCGCACGGGCAUCUCCAGUCAACUCCAGUCAAUUGGCCAGUAGCGCUGCCUGGGUUUCAGGAUCCUCAUUUCCUCGGCCAUUACAAUAUCAAAGCGUCUUUGAUCAGCUCGGCUCGGGUUGUACUGCAUCACUCGGUCGACAGCUCCAGUCGACGUGAUCGGUGUCUAGGCGUGAAUGGGCCUGAAAGAUGGCCUCUUUGGACUUCGACCAGAAAUUCCUGGGUCGGGUCGCCAAACAAACAGCAGACAGCAACGCAUUACUCUCCAGUUCGCUCUACCAGAUCCUCGGUCUUUCCGUAUUACUUUCUAAACGAUUGAUCAAGGCCCGCAAGUUACGAAAGCUCGACACGUCUCGCGAUACACCUUCGCUUGCCGCCUAUCAGCAUAUCUUAUGGCUCUCGCGAGAGGGCCUUUCCAUACUGGAACUUUAUGUCUUACCAUAUGCACAAGAUAAUCAACAAGGCCCAGAGUGUCGCGUACUGAGCGUUAAGCUACGAGCAAGCUUCUAUCACAUAUUCUGCUUGUUCCAUAACCAGCCUCCUGUAACUAUCAGGAAUCUCUCAAGCAAUGACCCUCGAGGCGCAAUGCCCCCUUUCCCUUCCAACGAGCGUGAAGGCAACGGCCAGUUGCGAAGACACGAUGGUCCUCCAGGACUAUCACCUUCAUCGAAGCGUACGGGCAAACAGCCAACACUCAGAGAGCCGAUUGAUUCAAUAACGUCAGAGACUUCCUUCCUCACCAACCCUUACGCCGCUGGUGGUCCAGUCGGCACCCCAUCCCCAGGGCCUAUCCACGCGCCCCCUGGCCUGAAUCCGAUCCCGAUCCCUCAACCUUCAUCAUUCAUUCUACCGCCCCUCAACUUCAUUCCUCUUGCUACGGGUUACUUUGAAACGGCAACCAGCUACGCGCAGAACUGUCUGCCGGGGUCGCAUCCCUUGCGACUAUCCGUGGCUCUGGAGCAUAGCGCGUUUGUGUGGGAUUGUCUUCAUGAUCAUGAAGCAUCUAGACGAAUAGCUCGACGUGCGAUUAAGGAUGUAUACCGUGCUCAGGAGGAGAUGGAAGACAAUGAGUUUGAAGAUGCGGCUGAGCUUGUUGGAGUACUAGGACGUAUGAUGAAGCGUAAAAGCUUCGAAGGGACCCCACGGAUACCAAGUGCAAGCAGCCCGGCACCAGCACCAACUGGUUCUGGAAUUGCACACAAUCAACAGGGCCAUGGUGGUCCGCUCACACCAACAUCAACCCAACAACAUACAGGAAGUCCUCAAAGGACCAGGCGCGCUGCCGAUGGUCCUCCCAUUCCGAACUCGCCGGCACAAAGUCAUACAAAACAACGCAGCCGGUCGAACUCAAACGCAAGCAAACCUUCCCCCAGAACGAACCUCAAUAUUGUCGAGAGCAUGGAGCACACACCAAGGGGUGAGUCACGCCGCCAAACGGGAGGCAGCCAAGGUACUACACCACGGAUGACUGGUGGGGGUAGUCAAGAUACAACACCAAGAGCGAGGCAUACGAGCGUGGAGAGUGGUGCAUCCUCAACGCCACGGGCGCCGCAAGGCGCCGGCGGUCGAUCACCCGCGACCCCGUCUACCGUUCGAACCAUACAACACCAGCCACCUGAACAUACAACGCCUGUCUUAGCAAAUUCGGCACCAGUAUCUCCAAGCACGGCAGCUAUAUUUGCUUCCGAUGCUGUCCGAGCAUCACCCACGUUGCGAAGGUCUCCUCCACUAGGCUCAUCCCCUCGAGCGCCGCCUUCUCAGGAUACUAGAUAUGCUCGACAAGAGCCUGGGUGACAACCAAAGACGGAGACUGACAAAGCGCGGAAGAUGGACGUUCAAUGGACUGUCCCAGAUUAUGAGGCUGAAGUCUUCCUUCGCCCUUCCACUCAGUCUCCUUCUGUGACCUCAUCCAACAACCAAUAAUCACCCUC
Aaosphaeria arxii CBS 175.79 is the source of this 1946-nucleotide messenger RNA. Its product is annotated as 14-3-3 protein. The record is from RefSeq and is a predicted model, not a curated record. Lineage: Eukaryota; Fungi; Ascomycota; Dothideomycetes; Pleosporales. The transcript has 2 exons. Bases 205 to 1809 code for a protein of 534 amino acids.